ACACGAAAUUGGUUGGUUAUGAAAUUGGUUGGGACAUAAAAUUGGUUGGUUACAAAAUUGGUUGGUCACGAAAUUGGUUGGGACACGAAAUUGGUUGGGACACAAAAUUGGUUGAGACACAAAAUUGGUUAGGGCACGAAAUUGGUUGGGAUACAAAAUUGGUUGGUCAUGAAAUUGGUUGGUCACGAAAUUGGUUGGUCACGAAAUUGGUUAGUCACAAAAUUGGUUGGGAUACAAAAUUGGCUGAGACACGAAAUUGGUUGGUACAAAAUUGGUUAGGACAUAAAAUUGGUUGGGACAUGAAAUUGAUUGGUCACGAAAUUGGUUGGGAUAUGAAAUUGGUUGGUUACAAAAUUGGUUGGGACACGAAAUUGGUUAGAACAUGA
Molecule: messenger RNA, 386 nt
Organism: Dentiscutata erythropus
Lineage: Eukaryota; Fungi; Glomeromycota; Glomeromycetes; Diversisporales; Gigasporaceae
Source: the annotation of a GenBank genome assembly